Balaenoptera musculus (blue whale) is the source of this 2033-nucleotide messenger RNA. Its product is annotated as transcriptional adapter 2-alpha-like. Lineage: Eukaryota; Metazoa; Chordata; Mammalia; Artiodactyla; Balaenopteridae. Gene Ontology annotation, cellular component: SAGA-type complex; nucleus. The record is from RefSeq and is a predicted model, not a curated record. Gene Ontology annotation, molecular function: transcription coactivator activity; zinc ion binding; chromatin binding. Gene Ontology annotation, biological process: regulation of transcription by RNA polymerase II; chromatin remodeling.
GUCGUCAGCUUUGGUGUCUGUGUUGGCCAGUUCUGAAAUCUCCUUGAAGGAGCCCUACAUUGAGGAAGAUCAAAGCAGCAGUCUUUGCCAACUGGGGAAUGGACCGUUUGAGUUCCUUUAGCAAUGAUCCCUCUGAUAAGCCACCUUGCCGAGGCUGCUCCUCCUACCUCAUGGAGCCUUAUAUCAAGUGUGCUGAAUGUGGGCCACCUCCUUUUUUCCUGUGCUUACAGUGUUUCACUCGAGGAUUUGAGUACAAGAAACAUCAACGUGAUCAUACUUACGAAAUAAUGACCUCAGAUUUUCCUGUUCUUGACCCCAGCUGGACUGCUCAAGAAGAAAUGGCCCUUUUAGAAGCUGUGAUGGACUGUGGCUUUGGAAAUGGGCAGGAAGUAGCCAAUCAAAUGUGCACCAAGACCAAGGAGGAGUGUGAGAAGCACUACAUGAAGCAUUUCAUCAAUAACCCUCUAUUUGCAUCUACCCUGCUAAACCUGAAGCAAGCAGAGGAGGCAAAAACUGCUGACACAGCCAUUCCAUUUCACUCUACAGAUGACCCUCCCCGACCUACCUUUGACUCCUUGCUUUCUCGGGACAUGGCAGGAUACGUGCCAGCUCGAGCAGAUUUCAUUGAGGAGUUUGACAAGUAUGCAGAAUGGGACUUGAGAGACAUUGAUUUUGUUGAAGAUGACUCGGACAUUUUACGAAUUAUAAGAGACCAUGGAUUAAUCAACCUUAGAAAGUUUCAGUUAAUGGAACGGCGGUAUCCCAAGGAAGUCCAAGACCUUUAUGAAACAAUGAGGCGAUUUGCAAGGAUAGUGGGGCCGGUGGAACAUGACAAGUUCAUUGAAAGCCAUGCAUUGGAAUUCGAACUCGGAAGGGAAAUCAAGAGGCUCCAGGAAUACAGGACAGCAGGCAUUACCAACUUUUGUAGUGCCAGAACCUAUGAUCACCUCAAGAAGACUUGAGAAGAGGAACGCCUCAAACGCACUAUGCUCUCGGAGGUUCUCCAGUACAUCCAGGACGGUAGCGCCUGCCAGCAGGGGCUCCGCCGGCAGGCUGCCAUUGAUUCUGGCCUGAGUUCUUCCGUACCAAUGGCUUCGAAUUCAGGUACACGAAGUGCACCGCCCUUGAACCUCACUGGCCUCCCUGGCACAGAGAAGUUGGAUGAAAAAGAAAAGGAGCUCUGUCAGGUGGUGAGAUUGGCCCCAGGAGCCUAUUUAGAAGACAAAUCUUCUCUAUUGAACGAAUGUAACAAGCAAGGAGGCUUGAGACUGGCACAGGCAAGAGCACUCAUCAAGAUAGACGUGAACAAAACCCGGAAAAUCUAUGAUUUCCUCAUCCGAGAAGGAUACAUCACUAAAGCCUGAGGCUCUCCGGGCCUGGUGGGCCAAAGGACAGUACGGGCAUUCUGGAGUUUUGUUUUUGAGCUGAAUUCUCCUUGUAAAAAGAGGGGAAGAACCAAGGAAACCUUAAGUUGUAUUAAUGUCUACUUUCUUCUCCCCCCUGCUUUAAAAUACUGCUGUUGUUGGUAUUCUGCUGCAGAGUUAUGUGCGAGAUAAGCUAUUAUUAACUGUGUGUGGGCAUUCAUUCCUAACCCCUCUUGUAACUAAAACAAGAACCACAGCACCUCACAUCACAGUGUCGGUAGAAAUAGAACUAAACCAGUCUUUAGUCCCAGGAGUCCAGCUCAGAUCCUUGUACUUGCUUGGGAGGUUGGUUUUCUGAUUAUCUGUUUUGUCUUCAAACAUUACAGACAGACUUAAAAUAAAGAGGUUAUAGAGAGAGAAAGCUUUCUCUUUCUGUCUGAGGAUUCUUUUAAGCUGACAACUUAUGUUUAUGAGCAAAGAGGAGGAAAAUCUCCCCAUGAUGGUGUUGUCCCAAACUGCAUCUUCAACUUUAAUGUCUGGCUUUGUAAGUUGCAGUCUGGCUGUCUAAUCUGCAGUAGACUCUUGAGGAGGUGACACUGGAUAUAAAAUGUCUCUGUUAUUUUUAGAAUUAAUGGAUUAAAAUGUUGUGCUACUUCAAAUAAAUAAAUA